CUUUUUUCGCAGCAGCAUCCAGCCCGGCCCAUCUCGCCGCCUCGCUCGUCUUCCUCCUUGCGCACGCCCGACAACUCCAGUAAACGCAAGCGCCGCCGCCGCCGCCGGUUGGUCUCCCCUUCGAUUCUCUCGCUCCCGACCGCUUCUCCUCUCCACCACCCCACGAACCGAGUCCUCCCUGUAGCUCCCUCCCCGUUUCAUCUCCUCAAUCUCCCGAAUUCGUAGCUGAGGCAAAAAUCAAGGUAGGGCGGCCGCCCUACCUUACCCUACUGCUGGGUCCUCCGCCCCACGACCAUGGCUUUCGCUGCUUACGGUGUCAGGGGACCUCUCAAGCUUGCCGUGGGUCAUGGUCCAUUUGCGCUGGCUAACAAUCACCUCUGCCGCGGUUGGAGGCCUCCGUCAUCUUACGCCGUUUCUCGGGCGUCGAGCGCUAAUAUCUCCAGUAAUGCAGUGCGGCACAUGGUCCGCCAUUCCCACUUGGUUGCCCCGAGUUCAGAAAGACGGCGGUCGAACACGAAAGCUUCAGCGGUGGAUGGUAGCAUCGUUGCUGAAGAGAGGAUAACUGUAUUGGUGAUUGGUGGUGGAGGAAGGGAGCAUGCGCUUUGUUAUGCUUUGAACCGCUCGCCUUCGUGUGAAUCAGUUUUAUGUGCCCCUGGUAAUGUUGGUAUUGCUCAAUCCGGAGACGCGACCUGUGUGUCGGACCUAGACAUCUCCUGUAGUGAUGAUGUUAUAUCGUUCUGCCACAAGAGGAGAGUUGGAAUGGUGGUAGUGGGCCCUGAAGCUCCUCUUGUUGCGGGUCUUGCAAAUGAUCUUGUCAAAGCUGGGAUACCAACCUUUGGUCCUUCAUCAGAGGCUGCAGCAUUAGAAGGAUCAAAAGACUUUAUGAAGAAGCUAUGUGAUAAGUAUAAUAUCCCAACCGCUAAGUAUCGCACUUUCAUGGAUCCUGUGGAAGCUAAACAAUAUGUCAAUGACCAAGGAGCCCCUAUUGUUGUUAAAGCUGACGGAUUGGCUGCUGGAAAGGGCGUAGUUGUUGCUAUGACUUUGGAUGAGGCAUUUGAAGCAAUAGACUGUAUGCUGGUUCAAGGGUCAUUUGGUUCUGCCGGUUCACAGGUCAUCAUUGAAGAGUUUCUAGAGGGUGAAGAAGCCUCUUUCUUUGCACUGGUAGAUGGUGAAAAUGCUUUGCAACUUGAAUCAGCACAGGAUCAUAAAAGGGUUGGUGAUGGUGAUGUUGGCCCUAACACAGGUGGUAUGGGUGCAUACUCCCCUGCACCAAUAGUGACAGAACAGCUUAAGCGCAUGGUCAUGGAAAGUAUAAUUAUUCCGACCGUUAAAGGUAUGGCAGCUGAAGGAUGCAAGUUUGUUGGUGUAUUAUAUGCUGGGCUUAUGAUAGAGAAGAAAUCUGGGCUACCUAAGCUUAUUGAAUACAAUGUGCGAUUUGGGGAUCCUGAAUGCCAGGUUCUGAUGAUGCGAUUAGAAUCCGAUCUCGCACAGGUUCUGCUAUCUGCAUGCAAAGGAGAAUUAGGCCAGGUUUCGCUAACCUGGUCGCCUGAAAUUGCAAUGGUGGUUGUGAUGGCAAGUGAAGGAUACCCCGGCUCUUACAAGAAGGGGACGAUAAUAAAAAACAUCAGCAAUGCUGAGCAGGUUUCUCCAGCUGUUAAGAUAUUUCAUGCUGGAACAGCUUUGGAUGGAGAUGGCAACCUUGUCGCUGUUGGAGGUCGAGUUCUCGGUGUCACUGCAAAGGGCAAGGACAUUGAAGAAGCACGGGAAAGAGCAUACGCUGCAGCAGAUGUUAUUGACUGGCCAGAAGGAUUCUUCAGGCAUGAUAUUGGUUGGAGGGCACUGAAACACAAGCAGAUUGCUAACUGAUGAUGAGGUUUUUCUGAAGCACCAAAACUACGGCGUGCUUGUGGUGUCAAGUGAAAUAAAGAGAUAUUAGUGUAACAGCGCUUCCGAAGCAUAACUGCUGGAGCAGUAGCAUGUUCAGAUUUGAGCAUAUUUUGAGCAUGGCGUGGUUAUUAACCUUCUUGUAGUGGUCUUGUAUUUUUCUGAAGGCAAAGUAUCUAACUCUUGAGGUGCAAUCAUGCAAUCAGCUAUUGGGAUGAACAUGACCAUAUGAACUCUGGGAAGCGUUCCUUAUCCUCAAUCAUGUUUACGAAUUUCCUGUUGAGUUAUUUAAUCGACUGGGUUAAGGACACAUCUGAUUCCAUUCAGUGACAUUAUACACAAACAGAGGUUCACGCCAAUGACCACAUAGCUGUACAAGGACCAACUUCACAGUGACCACUGAGCUGUAUAAGGGGUGAAAAGAUACAGCGAAUAGUUGAUACAAAAAUCCAGUAGACGACUCUGUUUGAGAACAACCGAGGAUGCCCAUCUCUAUUGCUAUUGGAGCAUUCCUUGGCAACAGUUCUCUCAGAGGUGAACAUAGCAUUCUCUCUUGCCAUUGCUAUUUUAAGAGGUUGGUGCUCCGACCAUUUGUCCCAA
Brachypodium distachyon (stiff brome) is the source of this 2484-nucleotide messenger RNA. RefSeq names its product phosphoribosylamine--glycine ligase. The coding region runs from base 295 to 1866 and encodes 523 amino acids. The record is from RefSeq and is a predicted model, not a curated record. The transcript is spliced from 4 exons. NCBI's taxonomy places the organism in Eukaryota, Viridiplantae, Streptophyta, Magnoliopsida, Poales, Poaceae. Gene Ontology annotation, biological process: purine nucleobase biosynthetic process. Gene Ontology annotation, molecular function: phosphoribosylamine-glycine ligase activity; ATP binding; metal ion binding.